CGGGCAUGGUAGCGUGCACCUGUAAUCCCAGCUACUCGGGAGGCUGAGGCAGGAGAAUGGCGUGAAUCUGGGAGGCGGAGCUUGCAGUGAGCCGAGAUCGCGCCACUGCACUCCAGUCUGGGGGACAGAGCGAGACUCCGUUUCAAAAAAAAAAAAAAAAGGAGCAGGCCUUAUUCUGCCCCAAACUGAAAGGAUGAAAUGACUUUACCCAGGAGAAGAUAACCAUCCUGCCCUCCAUUGCUACCCCCACAUACUGUCCGUGUCCUCAGGGGGUACUGUGAGUCUUGGGAUCUUCUCCGGGGUCCCCCACCUGCCUGUGGUAGUUAUGGAGGGACCCGGGGGUGGGGGUCAGGACUGGGGAGUCCCCUUCCAGCCAGGCUGUCCGAGGCCCUGAUUCUGGGGCAGAGGCAGUGGCAGAGCAGCCAGGGUUGCACCACAGCAUGAGCAGGGUCAGGGGUCAGGCAGGCCUGGGAGUCAGAGCAGGGGCAACAGCGGUGGACUAGCUAUGUACACAUCUUCUCCUCCAAGGUUUGUGUGCAGAACAUCCUGCCCACGCUGCCCCAGCAGCUUCAGGUGGCACCUGCCCCAGCCCAGCCUCUGGGACCCAGGCAGUGUCUCCCAGCGGCCCUGCACCCACCACCAGCAUCGGUUUCACCUGCAGUUGAAGAUCCGUGAGGUGCCCAGAAUGUCAUGCAGUUGUCACUGCCACCGAGCAGCCCGCGGGGCUGAGGCUCCUCUCAUUGGACCACCCCCGAAAUGGCACCACUGCUGCCCCUGCUCCGACUACCAGCCUCUCCGGACUCCUAGAGGCAGUGGCGAGGCAGUGGCGGGGCAGCCGGGGCAGCGCCAGAGCCCCAGCCAGGUGAGGUGUGGUCAGGACCCUCGCGGGGCUGGGAGUCCGGGCAGGGGCAGAACAAACCUUGGAGGGGAAGAUGUGUGCAUAGCAGGCCUGGAGGGCGGCUGUGUCUGGGGGAACUGGAAGAAGCCGUGGGCCUGGAAGAGCUGCAUGACCAGGGCCGACACUGUUCCAGGACUCGCGCACUGAGGAGGACAGCGCCUUCUCGGACUUCGGUUCCCUGAGCCCGUCCUCGGCUUGUCUGCCUGUACAGGCAGAGGGGAAGCUGUCCCCCUCUCACAUGGCGCACUUGGGAGUGUUGGGCUCCAGGCUGCAGCUGGAGCAUCUUCUCAUCUUGCAUUUGGGAGUGGUGAGGUCCUCGGGUGCGGGAUCCAGGUCCGUAGGGUUCCCUCUGCCCCGCCCGCCAAAGCCCAGUCAGUUUCUCCUCUGCAGGCCCAGCACCCCGGGUGGCUCAGCCCAGCUGCUGCCUAGGAAAGCCUUACUGUCGGGAGGGGCCACUAUGACUGAGGGGCCGCCUGGCUCCAGGUCGCCCACACUUUCAGGUCUCUUGUGCCAGAAGGUGGCAGGAUCCGUUGGGAGGAAUCAGGUGGCCUCGGAAGGUGUUGCUGGGCCCCCAGCCCCAGCGGGUAGGAGCCUUAGGGGGGCCUGCUCUGCUGCCCUGACCAGACUCCUGGGCCUUGAAGGCUCCUGGGCCCAGUUAGAAGGAGGUGAAUGCCAAGGUUGAGGAGGAAGCAUCCGAGUAUGUGGAGGAGCAGGACAGGGCAGGACCAUAGCCUUUGCCAAAAACUGCAGAUGGAUCAGGGGGGCCCUGGGGGCUCAGGAUCCAGCAAGGGGCGGCAGGGGAUAAAGGAGGAAGGGAUGACAGGUGCAAAUGCCUUCCCAUCAAAGUCCUUGUUGCCCUCUGGCUCCUUCCCAGAUCUGCCCCCACUCUCAGUCGGUCACCCACUCCUUGAACUUGAGAUCAGUGUCAGUGGUGCUGAAGCCAUCAUCAGCAAUGACAUCAUCACCCCUUCCUCUUCAUGGAUGACCAUGUGCUCUUGGUCACUCGCUAUGUCCUCACUGGCCACAUGCUGGGAAUAAACAGCUCAAGUGGGCAGCAGCAGGGCUGCCCACUGGUCACCUCCUUCACCAGGGACUGCAAAGUGGCCUGGAGCUCCAUACUGGGCAGAAGGCUUUGGGCCAGAUAUGAUGCAGCCCCAGACACCACCUGUGUCAGUUCCUGUAGUGCCUGACGGUCCACUUCCUUGCUGUCCAGGCUGUGUACUCCACUGUGGCAGAAGGCUCAGGCCAGGCUGAGCCAGAUUCCCUGACUGUGUGCAACUGUUCUGCCCCACAGAAGCUGCUCCUUGGUAUCCCAGCUCUGGAGUGUCUGGGCUGCAACUGACAGGAGCUCAGAGGACAUCCCAGGGGCAUUGGCAGUGCCUGUCUCUGACAUGCUCUGCUUCCAUGAGCCCUUGUGCCCUCCUGCCAGCCCCUGGCUUGUGGGCUUGGCCUCCGGGCUGGACUUCUUUCAGUCCUUGUUGCAAGUGGGCCACCUUCACCUGGGAGGUCAGGUCAUGGUACUUCUGCUUCUCAUUGGGCCCCAGGGUGUUCCACCACUCACCCAGGAUCUGGCUGAUGGUCCGGUUGUCCUGGUUGGGGUCAUGCUGGUGGGCCCCGCCAGGACUUGGUGCUGCUUGCUGAAGAUCAUGACCGCCACUUACGGGCCGCCGGAUGUGGUCUUUGUCCCAUUUGUUGGGGCUGCAUUCAUCCUUCUCAGAUGAGUCCAGGCAGACCACUGAGGGACUGGGUCUGACAUAUUCUGGGUGCUAGAGGCAACUGGGUGUCAGGAGACAUGACAGAGAGGAAAGCAUCUUCAUGGUCAUUCUCUGUGUCACUGUCCAGCAGGGGCUCCCCUGAGGGGCCCAGGACUCCUCCUCCAUGGUGGGAGGUGAGCUCUUACCAGGUUCAACCACCCCCAAAGUGUGUGGGGGUCCAAGCCCUGGGCUUUCAGGGCAGGUGGCUCCAGGAGGCCGCCCAGGGUGAGCACUCCCUGUCCCACCUGGUGGCCGCUCAUGAGCAACAGCUGCUGACUUGGCAGGUUCUUUUGUCUGGUUGGAGGCCACUGAGUGACUGGCAGGUUGCUGGGCCUCACGCGGCUACAGGGAGGGGUCAGGAAAGGGACAGAGUGCCAGGGGAACACGGCCACAGAGCAAGGUUCCAUGUUCCUCCACCUGAAGAUGCUGAUGCCACUGGAGGCCUUGCUAGACGCAGGCAUCAGGGGCCUGUGUGCCGAGUACUUGGUCCUGGCAGUGGGUUCCUGGCAGGCUCUCACACCUCCUCAGCCCCCUCCUCAACCAAGACAGCUUGGACCUACAGAAGGGAGGGUGGGAGGGGAGCAGGAGCCCAGGCCUUAAGUUUUUUUUUUUUUUUUUUUUUUUUUUUUUUUGAGAUGCAGUUUGGCCGGCUGGAGUGCAGUGGUGCAAUCUCAGCUCACUGAAUCCUCCACUUCCUGGAUUCAAGCGAUUCUCUGGCCUAAGCCUCCCAAGUCUAUGCACCUUUGCCGCUGAAUAUUGUAUAUUUUCUUAUGCUUUCAUGUGAUUAACUGGCAUUCUUUUUUUUUCUUUUUGAG
Molecule: messenger RNA, 3467 nt
Organism: Rhinopithecus roxellana (golden snub-nosed monkey)
Lineage: Eukaryota; Metazoa; Chordata; Mammalia; Primates; Cercopithecidae
Exons: 1
Coding region: 506-1045 (179 amino acids)
Source: RefSeq, a predicted model, not a curated record